This is a messenger RNA of Bradysia coprophila, 1455 nucleotides long. Its product is annotated as 2-aminoadipate transaminase. NCBI's taxonomy places the organism in Eukaryota, Metazoa, Arthropoda, Insecta, Diptera, Sciaridae. The record is from RefSeq and is a predicted model, not a curated record. Gene Ontology annotation, molecular function: pyridoxal phosphate binding; L-2-aminoadipate:2-oxoglutarate transaminase activity. Gene Ontology annotation, biological process: biosynthetic process.
CUUCAAUUGUAGCUCAGUUUAGUUACGUUCAUCAAAACAAUAGCUCCAACAGUUCACUUCAUUGGAAAGCUCUCAAUCUGAACAAUGUCGCAGAACGAUUACUCAGAACGCUACCAACAGACAUCCACUCAUCUUUUCGAUUUCGGAUUGUACAAUGUGUACGACAAUAACAUCAUCAAUUUGUCAGUUGGUGCGCCGGGUCCCGAUCUACUGGCCAAUUGUUGCGAAAUAUUCAAUGAAGCGACAAAGCAUCGUAUGAGUCUUGAAUUGGCUAGCAAAUCGACAUUGUUUCAAUAUGGGCCAGCCAUCGGGAGGUUUGACAUUAGAGACUCAUUCGCUAAGUAUCUUACGGAAGAAUACAAGGAAAAAGUCUACGGUGAGGACAUCAUCAUAACGACUGGAGCGACCCAGGGAUUGCAUUUGAUUUUGUCAACUUUAAUUGACUUCAGUGGCGUGAUAUUCGUGGAUGAAGUUACGUACAUGAUUGCACUUUCUGCCAUGUCUCAGUUCACCACGAUGAAGAUCGUGACGGUUCCGUUGACCAAAAACGGCAUCGAUAUUGAAGCCUUAAGGAAGCUAACCGCUCAAUAUAGAUUUGAGUCAAAAACGAAAAUGUUUUGGGGAAUGUACUACACAAUACCGGUGUUUCACAAUCCAACCGGAUUGCUAUAUUCGGAAGAAUUAUGCAAACAAUUGGUCACGCUGAGUCGCAAAAACGAUUUUCUCAUAGCUUGCGACGACGUAUACAACACACUGUACUACGGAAUGGAUUCACCGCCGAAACGAUUGUACGCCUAUGAUGACCGCAAUGAUGCCGACUACAAAGGUCACGUUAUAUCGAAUGGGUCUUUCUCCAAAAUCCUAUCGCCUGGGGCUCGUGUCGGUUGGAUGGAGUGUCCAUCAAGAUGUGCACGGUUAUUCGAUGAAAGUGGCAUCAUGCGAAGUGGAGGCGCAACAAAUAAUUACACUUCUGGAAUUGUGGCCAGCUUGAUUGAACUUGGCUUAGCGAAGAAGCACCUGGACAUGUCUCGGAAUAAGUACAAGGAACGUAUGGCAAUUGCAUGCAAAGUGCUCCGUGAAAAUCUGCCGAAGAACUGUACGUUCAUUGAGCCGGAAGGGGGAUUUUUCAUUUGGGUCACAUUUCCGGCUGAUGUUGUGGCAGCCGAUUUGAAUCGCUUUUGUAUGGAGAAAUACAAAGUGGUGGCAAUAGCCGGAGACACAUUUUCGUCGGAUGGUAAAUUCAAAAAUUGCUUGCGAAUCACCAUCGGAUUUCACAACGAAGAAAACUUGGCCAACGGCUUGGAGAAGUUGUGCAAAGCAUACGGUGAAUUUGUAGCGAACUGAGUCGAAAAAUUUCAUUUCACCGGCUGGUUGUACACUUGGCUUAACAGGAAAAUGAAAAAAUCGUUCGAAAAAAACUUACUUCAUAUCCAGUCUGUAGCGCUGCAAUUUGCG